Messenger RNA from Physella acuta, 2346 nucleotides. Its product is annotated as prostatic acid phosphatase. Gene Ontology annotation, biological process: dephosphorylation. Gene Ontology annotation, molecular function: phosphatase activity. The record is from RefSeq and is a predicted model, not a curated record. Lineage: Eukaryota; Metazoa; Mollusca; Gastropoda; Physidae.
UGGGCCAUCAACUCUUACAACACAGCAAUGACUCAAAACAACAAUAUGUCGAACUAUUUCUGGAUCUAUUCUCAGUACUCUGUGACUGUCUGAAAAGUGUUGAGUUCAUCAAGUUUCAUAGUUUAGUGGGUUGAGAAAGUUUGAGCAUGGUUUGGAUCACAUCUAUGCUGUUAGCCACAGUUUUGUGGUCAGGGUUUUUUGAUCAAACUUGCUCCAAAGAAAUAGAGGAAACCCACCAUGAGCUCAACUUUUCCAGGAAAAUACAGUCUGAGAGUUCAACAGUGGUCCUUGUUCAGGUGAUUCAUCGCCAUGGAGACCGUAGUCAAACUAGCACAUAUCCUAAUGACCCAAAUAAAAAUAGUUGGCCUCAAGGUUUUGGGCAGUUGACCACGAUGGGCAUGAAUCAAGGGUUUGAGCUUGGCCAGUUUUUGCAGUCCUGGUAUGGGGAGCUGAUUGAUAAAGUGUUUAACCACACCCAGGUGUCCAUCAGAAGCACAGAUUACGCUCGUACACUGAUGACAGCAGAAUGUGUAGCAGCUGGGCUGUUCUCACAAGCUGACAGACAGAACCACUCUGUCCAGGGCUUGCCUUCAAUCAAUUGGCAGCCUGUGCCCAUUUACUCUGUGCCUAAAUCCAUGGAUCGGCUGCUAAGACCCUCAUCAAGUUGUGAGUACAUUAAUGACUUGAGAUCAGAAGUGGAAGUCUCAUUUGAUUCUCAGCAGGAGUUGUUGUUCCAGAAGGAACUUAUGCUGAAUUUGAGCAGGUUUACUGGUAUGGAUAUAAAUGCUACCAGCUUGCAUUAUUUGGCUGAUAUAGUCUUCUGUCAGAACAGCCACAACAUGACGCAGCCCAAGUGGUUGACCCCUGACAUUCAGACGCAGCUGUACAGCUAUAAACAAAACAAGGCUUCUGUUACAGCAGCGGAUGCCAAGUAUUUAAGUGGAACAUUGCUAGAGACAUUAAUCAAUAAUAUACAAGCAAAGAUGAAGGGCAGCCAGAACAAGAUGUAUUUGUAUUCUGCACAUGAGUCACCACUGAGAUUUUUAAUGGCACUCCUGGGGGUGGACACAAGACUUGAGGUACCCUACGCAGCAGCUGUCAUUGUGGAGCUACACCAGAUCGAGGGCAAACAUUUGAUCAGGCUGUUCUAUAGAAACAGCACAACCCAAGCACCUCAUGUCCUGGUAGCUGCAGGCUGCCCUAAUGAGAUGUGCCCCUUCCACAUAUUUAAUGAAGUCUAUCAAAAGCGAAUGCUGACAGAUAAGGAAUGGGAUGAUAUUUGUAUUGAAGCCCCUUAUAAAAGUUUUGUUUUGGCAGAAAGUCUGUUCCCUCUGCUGGUUGGAGUGUUGGUGGCCUUCAUAGGCCUGGAUGUGUUCCUGGGAUUUAAGCUUUUCAACCUGCACAAUGUACUGCGACAUGGCCCUCAUCUAGAGCAAUAUGCCCUGCUGGAAGCUGAACAAGAUCACAAUGAGAGUGAUGUGGAAUUUGAACUGGAAGAAAUGCAUACAAAAGUGAAGAAUGAGGAUCUAAAGCAAAAUAAUGGGGGUGGAUCUCACGUUAUUGAUUCAGAUGAAAGUAUAUAACACAAGGAAGUUAGGCAGCCGUGUUUUUAUUGCUUGUUGAAUAAUAAUCAGGUUGUGAUUCCAUUACCACCUGUAUCUGGCUCAUCCAUGACAUUCCUGUAGCUGAGUCCUGAUUGGCCAGGGGACUGCUGCUACUGUGAUAUAGAUCUGACCAAUUGUGACAAAUAUGUGAUCAUUCAGGAAUUUUUAAAAAUGUGAAUUUUCAUUAACUACAGUAUGUCUUUUAAAGUAAUUUGAAACCAAAUAACCAAAAAUGUAAAUACCUUAAGAUCUAAAUAUAAUCACAUAUAACCAGAUACAAUGAAAGAUUGAAUUUAUUUUUAAAUGACUUCCCUGUAACAUUACCAUUUCAAGCUCUAAAUCAACUGUUUUUGUUUUUAUUGUGUUCAACCUGAGUGUGCUAUAGCAUUCAUAGAAGAUUGUGGUGCCACAGCUGUGUAGACUUCCCACAUAAUUGGACCCAUUUGUAGUGGCUCACAUUGUCUAAAAAUGUUAUCUUGUUUUGCAAUUGAUUCUCAGAUCUAGUCAGUAUUGUCAGGGCUCAAAUUUUAAAUGAUAUUAAUUUUUAAAAAUCUGAUUUGAAAUGAUAUUGUUACCUCUCUGUGAUAUUCUAUUGGUUCAUGGUGGGCAGAGAUUUAAGUUAGAUGUUGUUUGAUCUCUAGUCAUGCCAGUGGAUAUUGUCUUAUGUGAUUCUUGGUGGGCAGAGAUUUAAGUUAGAUGUUGUUUGAUCUCUAGUCAUGCCAGUGGAUAUUGUCUUAUGUGA